Protopterus annectens (West African lungfish) is the source of this 1129-nucleotide messenger RNA. Its product is annotated as hemopexin-like. The coding region runs from base 92 to 1099 and encodes 335 amino acids. The record is from RefSeq and is a predicted model, not a curated record. The transcript is spliced from 8 exons. Lineage: Eukaryota; Metazoa; Chordata; Ceratodontiformes; Protopteridae.
GCAGGAGAUUCAGUGAGUUUAGACACCAUAUAAUAACUUCAGCCUGCAGUCUACUGACAGAAGAGAAAACAACAGGUGAAACGAAACCACAAUGAGUUGCAGCCUGCAAGCCCUGUUUCUGUGUUGCAUUCUGGGACUGGCUUUUCCUUUAUCUCUACAACAAUCCCAUAUUAAUGAUGGUGAAGAUUCAGAGAUGUACCAAGGGAUAGAGCCACUUGGGGCUCCAAACCGUUGUGAGGAUGAAGAAGGGUUUGACGCUGUCACCCUUGAUGAAAAUGGAGUAAUGAAUUUUUUUAAAGGUAAUAAUGAUACUCAUAUAUGGUGGCACCCAAAUUUCCUAGUACAUGAAGGAAUGCCCACACCAUUCUAUAAACGUUUUCCAGGAGUUCCUCCCAAACCAGAUGCAGCAGUGGAAUGCCCAGCUGGAGAAUGCCUACAUGACUCUAUUCUCUUCUUCAAAGAUCAAGAGGUCUACGCUUUUGACCUGAGCACAGGAAAAGUCCAAAACCAGAGAUGGGGUCCAAUUCCAAGCUAUACAGCUGCAAUGCGCUGUACAGCUGCAAUGCGCUGGUUUGAGAGAUAUUACUGUUUUCAUAAGACAAAGUUCUACAGAUUCACACCAGUAACAGGAGAGCUACAACCUGAAGAUGCACUGGAUGCACGAGAUUACUUUAUUCGUUGCCCUGGAAGAGGCCAUGGAACAGAAGCCAAGAAGAAUGCCACUAUCAUGUCCAUAAUGGAUCGUUGCAGCAACAGAUCAUUUGAUGCCUUCAUUUCUGAUGACUUGGAUCGAAUUUAUGCAAUCAGAGGUGACAUCUACUUUAGCCUGCAUACCUAUCUGGAUGGUUGGCAUGCCUGGCCCUUGCGUGAGGCCUGGAAAGAUCUUGGUGGGCCUAUAAAUGCUGCUUUUUACUGGGACCACAAAAUGUACUUCAUACAGGGUUCUCAGGUGUACACUUACAGAGCCGACCAGAGUUACACAUUGAUAGAGGGUUACCCUAAGCCUUUACAGGAGGAGCUGGGGAUACAGGAUGAUAACCUGGAUGCAGCAUUUUCAUGUCCUGGGUCCUCACUACUGUACUUCAUCAAAGGUUGGUGAGCAGAUAUGGCUUUUCUUUGUAGUUAGGAA